AUGUUUUACUUCCACUGCCCCCCGCAGCUCGAGGGUGCCGCGCCCUUCGGAGCGCCUUCCACGACGGACUUCGACGACGGCUUCCUGCGGCGCAAGCAGCGGCGGAACCGGACCACGUUCACCCUGCAGCAGCUGGAAGCCCUGGAGGCCGUUUUUGCCCAGACUCACUACCCAGACGUGUUCACACGAGAAGAGCUGGCCAUGAAGAUCAACCUCACGGAAGCCCGUGUCCAGGUCUGGUUUCAGAACAGAAGGGCCAAGUGGAGAAAAACUGAGCGAGGAGCUUCUGACCAGGAAGGGCCUAAGGAGGCAAUGGCGGAGGUGACGCCCCCAGGAAGGAAUUUAAAUUCUCCCUCCCCAAUUGACCAAGCCAGGAAUAAGAAAGAGGGCCUGGAAAUUCAUCAAAGCCUCAGCAGAGCAGUUGGUCCGUCUGGCCCCUUUUUCCCCUCGUGUCUCCCUGGGACUCUGCUCAACACGGCCACCUACGCCCAGGCGUUGUCGCAAGUUGCAUCCCUCAAAGGUAGCCCGCUGUGCUCUUGUUGCGUCCCUGACCACAUGGGUCUCUCCUUCCUCCCCACAUAUGGCUGCCAGAGCAACCGCACAGCAAGUGUGGCCGCCCUGCGCAUGAAGGCCCGGGAGCACUCUGAGGCCGUGCUGCAGUCCGCUAACCUUCUGGCCUCCAGCAGCUCCAGCCCCACCCCCGCGUCGGGGGCCAAGCCUGGGCCAGAGACCGUCUUGGACAACAAGCCCCCCGUGGCUGUGGAGCAGAGCGAGAGCGAGAAAACCCCACCCGCCACAUCCUAA
Messenger RNA from Varanus komodoensis (Komodo dragon), 804 nucleotides. It is a transcript of the gene DRGX, whose product is annotated as dorsal root ganglia homeobox. The record is from RefSeq and is a predicted model, not a curated record. The coding region runs from base 1 to 804 and encodes 267 amino acids. The transcript has 6 exons. Gene Ontology annotation, molecular function: DNA-binding transcription factor activity, RNA polymerase II-specific; RNA polymerase II transcription regulatory region sequence-specific DNA binding. Lineage: Eukaryota; Metazoa; Chordata; Lepidosauria; Squamata; Varanidae. Gene Ontology annotation, biological process: regulation of transcription by RNA polymerase II.